Molecule: messenger RNA, 5211 nt
Organism: Bemisia tabaci
Lineage: Eukaryota; Metazoa; Arthropoda; Insecta; Hemiptera; Aleyrodidae
Source: RefSeq, a predicted model, not a curated record
CUUUCUACUUCCAUUUCUGAGCCAGUUCUUGCAUUUCUUUUGUAUUGCACCAACCGCAGCUUCUGUGCCUUAAAAAAUUCAGAUUUCGGUUGUGGAUGGACUCGUAAUCGUGUUUUCGAUUCAGCUAUUUGAAACGUCUUUUACUCGAGUGCCUUUAAUUACAAGCUGUUGUGCCUCCGUCCUUCAACUUUGUCUAGUGUUCCGCGAUGAAUCAUUGUUCCGUCUGCUGCAAUGUGUAAUCACGGCUUGCAUUUUUCCGUUAAAAUCUCUUUUGGUGCAGGCCGAAAUUUUUAGAAAUGAUCGUGGUUCCUAAAAGCGUAUUUGGUCGGUGAAAAUUAUAUCUUGUGCGGGUUUCGUGAGUUUUUUGUAAGUUCGCUCUGUUUGUUUACAUGCUCCGUGGAAGAAGCAACUUCAUAGGCAACUCUUCUUACGAUGUAAUUACAGCACUUACGUUUUCCUAAUUGAGUUUGGAUACUUUCACCUUGUCAAGCAUGUAACAUGUAGUAAUUUCGCAGUGCCCUACCGUUUAAAACAGCUGUGUAUCCGAUGAUUUGAUUAUCAGUCCACGAUAUUUUGAUGGUGAUAACGGUUCAGCAUAUUGGAAAUGAAGUGUUCUUGAGUGUUGAUUCCAUCUGCCCUUUGGAUUAAUGAAACGUCCCGUGUUAUUACUUCAUCAAGAUGGAUAAUGCAUAUCACAAGAUGAGCAUGGAGCGGAGCCUGGAGGAGGAGCUGAUUUCCGCCCGGAUGAGCCUCCGCCGACAGACGAUCCGGUGCCAUCAGAUCAUCAGCGCCCUCGUGAAGAAGAUGCAAGACAAAGAGAAAGAGGCGCAAGCGGAGAAGCAGCUCCGCGACCGACAACUCUCGGGUGUCCUACGAUCGCUGUACAACCUCGAGGCCCGGCUCCGGCGGGAGCAGCGGGCGAUACGACAGCAACUCCUCGAGAAGGACAACGUCAUCGCCGAGCAGCAGCGGGAGAUCGAAAGGCUAAAAGCCGGCGGAUCGAGAGAGAAAGUCCCGUGCGGUACCCAACGGAUCAGCGUAGAGUCUCAGACGUCGCCCCUCCCGGCUCCACCCACGGAGCUGAGGCUCGACAACGACACGACCGACGCUAAGAAGUUCUUUGACACGACCGACGCCAAGAAGUUCUUCGACACGAAGCCCGACCUCAUAACUUCCAUCAUAGUCUCGCCGACGAAAAACGACCCGCACGAAGACCACAAGAAGCCCCGCGUGACUUUCGACACGGACUGUAUCUAUUUCCCGAACGACUCGAACAUCAUGGACAACUUCGACUCGUACGAGUUCAACCAAAACUCGCUCGAGUCCUUCGGCAACGCCUCGUCGAGGAGCGACAGCGACGUCGAGUUCAAGAACGAGAUCAACAGCUUCGACCUCAUCAAGAGCAACGUGGAGCCCAACGACUCGAUCGACUCGGGAGACCGGACGAUCGUCCCGGAGUCUCCGGGGAUCCUCGAGCCGCCGACCCCGUUCAAGAUCAGCCAGUCGCCGAGGACCCUCAUCCAAGAGGUGAAAAUCGGGUCGGAGAACGACCGCAUCGACGAGUACUACCAGAACAAUCCAGUCCUCAAGUGCGUCAACCAAAUACUCCUCCGAGACGAAGAAGAUUACCUGGAGGCUAGAGAUAAUCUACAAGAGCAGAGGCAGGCGAGUCAAGAGUCGUUGAAGCCCAGCUCAAGCCCGAGACAGACUCAAAACUCGGAGCCGAUUUUCAAAACUUCACCCUCCUUCAAAUCCAACGAUGAGAAAUUCCUCUACCCGCUUCAGUCGAAACUCUUUACCCCUCCGAGAAUCAUGUCGAACUGCAAGAGUGUGAAACUGCCACCGGCUCUACCGCCGAAACCGCAGUGUCUCCUGAAGAGCAAGCCGAAAAUCUCGUUCAACUCCUCGAUCAGCACGAACCCGUUCAUAACCUCGCCGGAGCCGGGAGGCCAGAAGCUGGCCCAGCCCAUCAGGAUAGAGCACAACGAAAAGAUCAGCUCGGUCUUGGAGGCCAUCAACAACCCCGACUCCCCGUUCCCGAAACCGCCCUCGCCCAACGACGAGCUCUACGUCAUAUCCAACUCGGCGCUCUCCGGCCACGACGACGACUACGUCGACGAGCUGAUGACGUCGCACUACCAGCCCGGGAGCAACGACAACUCGACGAAGGAGGAGCAGCCGUGGGAACAGCUCUGCGCCGAUAAGCUCCUGGAGGAUCUGCAGAACAGCAACGAGAGCAAAUCGGACCUCAUGAACUUGUUACCGAACAUGUACCACUCGCCGAAGAACGACAAGCAGGUGCCGUCCAGCGUGUCCCAGAUGGUGAAGAAGUUCGAGAACAUCACCAAAGUCUCGCCGAAGACGAAGGAGCUCGCCAAAGAGAUGGAUCUGUCGCAGAAUUUCGAGGAGUUCUGUCUGGAGGAUUGCGAUAUGGAGUCGGUGGACAGCAACAAGUCCACGUCGGACAGCUCGCGGAUCUCGGCGGAGGGUGCCGAAGUUUUGGGCAAUCCGCCGGAAGAUGGAACCGGGGGCGCAACCUACGAGAAUUUCCUCGAGGCGACGGGUCUGAGUCAGAAGUCCAUCAUGACCCCGAGUCGGAUGUUCAGCAACCAUAAGCACGUGAUGAAGCCCAAAGAUGUGAAGCAUAGGAAUAAAGUCAACAACGUUAACAAGUCCAACAACGUCGGGCUCUUCCAACGCUGCUCCACGGCCACCUCCAUCAACGGAGGGCCAACGAUUAAAUAUUGGACGGAACCUUUCCUGUAGGAGAGGAAACAUUUUAGGUCGAGUUUCCGCUCAGGAAAUGGCCUGGUUCGGGAAAUCAGAGACCAGAAUUUGUCGUGAUUACGAUCGUUUUAUCUUGAUACGAUUUGCCGCGCAGGAUCCAUUUGAACUGCAUUUUGCAAUUUGGAGCUAUAAAUUCUAACUCAUCUGAAGAAACACUUAUGUGCAUAGGGAAACUAAUGGCACAUAUGUUGUUUUUAAACCGGGCCGAAAUUUAUAGUUCUUAAUUGCAAAAUGUAGUUCAUUUGUGGUUGAACUAGUGUCAUAUAUAUCGGCUGAUUUUAGGCGAAUUUUUGCGGGAGGAUUUUCGGUCGACUUUUUCAACCAGAUCGGCAGGGUUGCCAAGCAAUGGAGAAAAACGCUCUGCUGAAGUCAAGAACUCUUAAAUUCAGUUCAUAGAUGGAUUCUGGCCAACGUUUGCAUCCCUUUUCUCAGCCCACCUCUGGAAGUGGGUCGAGAAUUUUGAAUUUGGUCAUCAAUGCUGCAUGCAUGAAAACCAUAUGUUGUAGGCGCACCAUCGCCCGAAGGGAAUUUUCGUAUUAUUGUCGUGGCAGAAGUUGGCAGUAAGUUAAACACUUUAACCAAAGCCAUUUGCGAAAAUUCAUCUUUUGAGUUUAACAAUAACGAACCCGCUCUAUGCCUAGUUUAAAAGAAGCAUAGGAAAAAACUGGAUUCGAAGAAAUAAAAAUAGGAAAUUUUAUAAGAAAAAAGUAUCGAAUUUUUUCUUGCAAAAAAAAAAAAACCUGUCUUUUUUCGUUCGAUUAUUGCAAUUUUCGACCAAAACCAGUUCUCGGAAUCGAAAAUCGUUGCGCUUAUCAACCACUUGUAUUGCCUCUUUAUUUUUUUCAGUACGACUUAUCGUAAUUUAAAUCAGCGGAUACAAUCUUCAAAGUUUUAUGUGUUUAGUAAAACUGUUCAACCACUCUCACGUGCCUUUGUCUGUGUUCAACUUAAUAAAAAAAUGUAUUGCAUGAAGCACCGAGUGAAAGAGAAUUUCUUACCGCGUUGCUCUUAGCUCUCAUUGGUAAUUUUGUGUUAUUAGCAGCCUCGCUAAACUGGCUUAUUUUCACCAAAACGAAAUUAAUGUGGUCUCUGUUUAUUGGAUGCGCCAUUUUUUUUUUACUUUCAUUCCACUAAAGUGAGACAUUACUGAUCUCUAGUUGAUGAAGUUCUAGUGAGCUUGGAAGGUUUUGUCAACUUCCAUGUUGCCGCCUUCCCUUCCGAGUUGAAACAUUAAGCUAGUACUUCCUUGUGUAGGGAAGUUUUUUUCUUUUUAAUUCAAAUCUAACAUACUUAGGCAGUGAGUCUUACUGAAUUGAAAAUGUUUAUUAGCUUCAUGAAUCUUAAUUUAUUGUAAGGAGCCAUGAGGCCACGACUUUAAGAUUUUUAUCACACCAAAUUCCGUCCAGUUAUUUCAUUAGGUACUUGUGCCUUCACUGUAAUGUCUUUCUAAUGUAUUAUUCAUUUUUUCCUUCUUUCUCCUGUCCAUGUAUUUCAAUUGCAAAGAAAAAAACCUAUUAAUUGUAUAGAGUCAUUCGCCUACUUUGUAACAUUCUGUUCUUUUUAUUCUAAAUUUAGGCAUGAUAUUAAAAAAGUUCUGACAAAGCAGUCAGUUUUGUCUCCCUCUCUCUUAUCACAUUUCCAUCGUCAAAAUUGUCAUGUGAGAAGAGAAGUAAGCGAACAUUCCUAAUUUCUUGAAAUUGCUUGAUUUACAUUCCUAAAAAUCUUACAAAGAUCUGUAUCGUAUAAGUAAGCAGUAUUUUAACUAUUAGUGCGGUUUUUCGUGUAUGGCAUUGUAAAGCUUUAUCGUUUUUUUAUUAGUUUUACGGUUUGACGUGGUUUUCACUCUUGUACCUGGGUAAUUUUAUCGAUUUCUUUACUCAUUCAGUAAUUCAUCCGUACAUUUAUUCAUGUAUUUAGAGUUUUUCGUUUGCUUUUAAUUGUGAUUACGAAUGAGCAUGGAUAUGUGAACUCAACUUCAUAUAGUCAGUAAUUCGUUCAACCGGUUUCUUUUUUGUAGAAUUUUCAAAUCUUGUUUUUAUCAAAUCAGGUAUCGGUCGAGUUUUACCAACACCGCUAUUUUAUUUUACUGUAUAUAUAAAUUGAUCUAUUUUAACGUACUCACUGCACUUAGUUAUUUGAUCACUUUUACCUUUUAUAUGUAAAUGCAGCUUCAAUCCUCAUCGUUUUUAACUCUGAUUACCAGUAGCGAGUGAAUGAUCGAUUAUCGAUGUCUCUCCAUUUGAAGCUAUGGUAAAGAAUCGAUUAUUAAGGUGUUCGUUGCGGACACCUUGCUUAUCGAUCCUUUUGCACAGGUGUAAAUGUCAGAUCAAUCGAUCCAUCGCAAACCACGCCACACCACUGCUGAUUACUAGUUGCCUUACUGACUGAUCGAUACCUUUUUUUAUUCUAAUUUGAUAUGGUGAA